This is a messenger RNA of Ailuropoda melanoleuca (giant panda), 5182 nucleotides long. RefSeq names its product basic helix-loop-helix family member e41 (gene BHLHE41). The record is from RefSeq and is a predicted model, not a curated record. Gene Ontology annotation, biological process: regulation of DNA-templated transcription. Bases 325 to 1485 code for a protein of 386 amino acids. Gene Ontology annotation, molecular function: DNA binding; protein dimerization activity. Lineage: Eukaryota; Metazoa; Chordata; Mammalia; Carnivora; Ursidae. The transcript is spliced from 5 exons.
GGUACGUUCCGCACGUGAGCUGGGUGCUGGUCUGGCCGGCGACGCGCGUGCCCUGUGGCCAAACACUGCCCGGAGUGAGAGCAAACUACCAGCGCAUUGGGGCCGGCGCGAGUGUGCGUGCGUGUGUGUGCGUGUGUGCGAGAGAGCGAGCGCGGUGGGAGGGGGGGAACCAACUGCUUCACACUUUCAACACUGCACUGAAGAAGGGAGAGAGAGAGAGACUGGAGACGCACAGAUCCCCCAAGAUCUCCCAAAGCUAUCGUCCCACAGAUUAUAGAACAGAACCCCAAAAAUCGAAACAGAGGAAACGGACAGCGGUUGAACAUGGACGAAGGAAUUCCUCAUUUGCAAGAGAGACAGUUACUGGAACAUAGAGAUUUUAUAGGACUGGACUAUUCCUCUUUGUAUAUGUGUAAGCCCAAAAGGAGCAUGAAGCGAGACGAUAGCAAGGAUACCUACAAAUUACCGCACAGAUUAAUAGAAAAGAAAAGAAGAGAUCGAAUUAAUGAAUGCAUUGCUCAGCUGAAAGAUUUACUGCCUGAACAUCUGAAGUUGACAACUCUGGGGCAUCUGGAGAAAGCGGUAGUCUUGGAAUUAACUUUGAAACACUUAAAAGCUUUAACAGCCUUAACCGAGCAGCAGCAUCAGAAGAUAAUUGCUUUACAGAAUGGGGAGCGAUCUCUGAAAUCGCCCAUUCAGUCCGAUUUGGAUGCGUUCCACUCGGGAUUUCAAACAUGCGCCAAAGAAGUCUUGCAAUACCUCUCCCGGUUUGAGAGCUGGACGCCCAGGGAGCAGCGGUGUGUCCAGCUGAUCAACCACUUGCACGCCGUGGCCACCCAGUUCUUGCCCACCCCCCAGCUGUUGACUCAACAGGUCCCUCUGAGCAAAGGCACGGGCGCGCCCUCGGCCGUCGCCCCCGCAGGGUCCGCGGCCGCCCCCUGCCUGGAGCGCGCCGGGCAGAAGCUUGAGACCCUCGCCCACUGCGUGCCGGUCAUCCAGCGGACUCAGCCCAGCGCCGAGCUCGCCGCCGAGAACGACACGGACACCGACAGCGGCUACGGCGGCGAGGCCGAAGCGAGGCCGGACCGCGAGAAGGGCAAAGGCUCCUGGAGAAGUACCUGUACCCGGCGGCGGCUGCCGCCCCGUUCCCGCUGCUGUACCCCGGCAUCCCCGCGCCAGCGGCCGCCGCCGCCGCCGCCGCUGCAGCAGCCGCCGCUGCCGCCUUCCCCUGCCUGUCCUCGGUGUUGUCGCCCCCUCCCGAGAAGGCCAGUGCCGCCGCCGCGACCCUCUUGCCGCACGAGGUGGCGCCCCCUGGGGCGCUGCACCCCCCGCACCCGCGCGGCCGCACCCACCUGUCCUUCGCCGGCGCCCGCGAGCCCGGGAACCCGGAGAGCUCUGCUCAGGAAGAUCCCUCGCAGCCAGGAAAGGAAACCCACUGAAUCCUCGCCCCCUUUCUUAGACAGGACGAGGGUUCACACGGGAUAAUAAUAUUAAUAAAACACCCUUAACGUUUUUAAGGGAGGAAGUGUAAUAGAUGCACGACAGGCUUUUAAAACAACACAGGUGUUUUGUGUACAUUUGGAGUUCCUGUUUUGCUCAGCCCGCGCCACCCCACCCUCCGCACACUAACAUCCCUUUCUUCCCCCACCAGCUAGAAAAGAACCUCUGCGAUAUUGAUACUUUCUUCUUUAAAGAAUUCGCCCAAAUAAGUUUUGCCUUCCUUUAGGCCAUGUUCCAUUAUCUUUUAAAAUAUAGAACCUAAUUCUGGAGGAAGAAGGGUGUGCUCUGUGGGUGAGCUGAUUGAACCAGGGUCGGGGAAAGGUGGCCGAGGAGUUGACCUCCAAAAGCCAGCGGGUAGUUACUCUCUGCCUGCCUGCCGCAUAGCUGUCCCACCUGCUUUAGGAGGCUUUCCACAAACAGAAUGAGGAUCUUUUAGAAUUGAAUUUACUCUUCAGUAUUUUAUAAUGUUCAGCUUUUUUAAAGGCAUAUAUUUUUCAAAGAGGAAGUGAGGAUGCAGUCACUUACGUUGCAACCUAUUCUGAAGUGGUUUGAAUGGUAUCCCUUAGUAACUUGCUCUUGUUUAAAGAGACUCGGAGUUGGGCCGUUGUCAGAACUAAGUCAGGGAAGGAGAUGGAUGAGGAAGGCCAGAAUCAUUCUUGGUACAUUUACUAGCACUUUAUUGAGAAAGUGACCGUGAAUCAAUUGACGUGUCUUAAUUGCAUUCAUAUAUAUAUGUAUAUAUACAUAUAUAUGUGUUUGUGUGUAUAUGUAUAUAUAUAAUCUAUUUCCACCUUGUCAUUAUUUAAUUCACCAUGAUCCUAAGUUUUUAUAAUCUUGCUGUAAAAAAAAAGGAAUGUGCACUGAACUUAAACAAAAAAGAAAACAAAUCCAAAAUGAUUUAUCCUAUAUUCUGUUAAAUAACGAAAGUGGAGGAAAGCAUUAAACUGGUUAGUUUUGAUUGGAAAUGCUGUAAAGAUGUGGAAUGAAGCCCUGUGAGGCCUUCCUAUCUCCAAGUCUAUGUAUUUUCUGGAGACCAAACCAGAUACCAGAUAAUCACAAAGAAAGCUUUUUUAAUAAGGCUUAAACCAAGACCUUGUCUAGAUAUUUUUAGUUUGUUGCCAAGGUAGCACUGUGAGAAAUCUCACUUGAAUGUUAUGUAAGGGGUGAGACACAACAGUCUGACUAUAAGUGAAGAAAAUAUCUGGGUCUUUUAGUCAGUUUGGUGCAUUUGCUGCUGCUGUUGCUACUGUUUGCCUCAAACGCUGUGUUUAAACAACGUUAAACUCUUAGCCUACAAGGUGGCUCUUAUGUACAUAGUUGUUAAUACAUCCAAUUAAUGAUGUCUGACAUGCUAUUUUUGUAGGGAGAAACUAUGUGCUAAUGAUAUUUUGAGUUAAAAUAUCUUUUGGGGAGGAUUUGCUGAAAAGUUGCACUUUUGUUACAAUGCUUAUGCUUGGUACAAGCUUACGCUGUCUUAAAUUAUUAAAAAAAAAUAAAUACCGUCUGCAAGAAACCAGCUGGUUUAGAAAAUUUUAGUAUGUGAAGAUAAACUAGAAAUUAUCUUUAUAUUCUAGUAUUUUCAGCACUCCAUAAAUUCUAUUACCUAAAUAUUGGCACACUAUUUUGUGAUUUUAAAAUUCUUACUAAGGAAUAAAAACUUUAAUAUACAAAUGAGAUUGUCUAAUAAUUAAAAAGACAUGCUCAAUUAGUUUUAAGGUAUCUAUGAAUUUAGGGAUGAAAGUUAUUAAUGUUCUCAGAUAUACUUUAUUUGUCAUUGGCUUGAUAUCACACGUUUCCAAUUUCUUACAAGCCUCCAAGCUCUGGCUGUGUCUACCUACUUGUUUCCAAUGUAUCUCAAUGAAAAGUGCAAAAGAAAAACCUACCCGUCACUUGCGUGGUCUGUUUAUGUUAGACCCAGUUUGCUAAUGUUUUUGAUUGAUGAAUUUUUCACGUCUCAUCUUGACUCCUGAUAGACUUCUGUAUGGUCUGGUGUUUCUCCUUUACUGGGUCCAGUAUAAAUACACUGCCACUUAGGGGUGCUUAACAACUUCUUGUAUUUUUACUCCUUCUUGUAUUUUUAGCUCCUUAACCUUUAUAAAAGAAUUCUCUUGUGGGACUUAAUCAUGGAAUUCAAGGAAAAGAAACAAUUACUUGUAGAUUUUUCUCAGAUUCAUAACCAAAUUUGUGAUUUGAUAUGUGAACGAUUGUCAAUUUUUAGUUUCAAUAACAUUCUUCACAAACGCCUUGAUUUUUGAAAGGUGUUGAAAUAAUAGUCAAAAUUUAUGAGAUGUAGAAAAAGUGCUCCCUCUGCUGACUUACGGCAACCAAACUACAAGUCCUAGAAUGUGGAGCCAAAGGAACCUCAGAGGUCAGUUUGUCCAGCCCCCUGCACUUUAUAACAUGAAGCCCAGAGAUAUCAUAUAUCCCCCUAAGACCAAACAAACGGCCACCUGGAGCCAGCACAAGGGGACAGACCUACUGCAUCCCCCAGUCAGUACACUACCUCCCACUAUGGCCUCUUCAACCGCAUAAACUGAAGUUGAUUGGGCAGCAUUCAUGAAAUGUCAUAAAUAAAUCACAAGAACAAAGGGGGAAAAUUACCAUUUGAAAACUAUGUAAGAUUUUUGAGCAUUUUAUUGAGCUUAGAAAAAUAAUUGUCUAAAUCAGAGCAACGGGAAAAAGUAGCAUUUUAAAUAUUUUGAGCUACAUUUUAAGGCCAUAGUAUAAUAAUAUGUUUCAUAACCAAAAAAGAUUCAAAGUAAAUCAAAGAACAAUAAAUGUUUUAGCAUUUGUAUAAUUUUGGUAUAAUAAAGUAAAAAACCUUAGGUCUGGGCCAGAUUUUCUAGGUCAGUUAUUUAGUCCAAAUGCCUACAUACUUACAUGGUAAUAAGAUAAAGUUAGUGAGGACCCGACUGCAAAAUGAUAUUGUCUAUGUGGCAUCUGAAAAUUUUUAUUUUGGUAACUGAUUAUUUUAUGAAUUAAAAUACUGGAAUAAUGACUCCAGUGAUGAUUCACUAAGGAUGGUCAUAUAGCUGCGGUAGUGACAUUUUAGCCAGAAUGUGUUGUAAUAUAUGUGAUUUUUCUAUUUAAGACAAAUAUGAAUCAUGAGCUAGUGACGCUUUUACACAUACAAUAUACGUAUAGUAUUCAUGCCACUUGAUUUUGCAUGCGUACAUUUCUCAGCAAAUGUUAUAUUGAAUUGAUAAGUGGCCUUUUCCCCACAAAGAACUAAGGCACCAGAACCUACAUUUUAAUAUCUAUUUAAAGUAUGACUGGAGUUUUAGUUCCGAUCAUUGUGAAAACUAUUUUUCAUCUGGUUCUGUUAUUGGCUAUACAGGCCAUAAAUUUGGUUAUUGCUCAUCAUCUGAGAUUUGUUCAAAAGUAUGUAAAAGAAGCCUCAGCCUAUUUCCGAAUAUGUCACAGGUCAAUCUUGAACCUCCCCAUGGAAGGCUAUUGCCAGUUCUGAGAUCCUUAAAAGGCAAGGCUAGGCAAACAUACUAAGGCCUUUAGAUAGAAAUGAAUAGAGAGCCCUCAUGAACCAAUCAAGGCCAUUAUAAUGCCAAAAGCUUGGCUGUACUAUUGUGAUAAUAGUCUUUUACUUCAGAUAGCAAUCUGAUGUUUUUCAUUAAACAAAAAUUCUUGAUCCGACCCUUAGAUCAAUACCCAUUGUUCUGUGUUGCUU